AUGGUUCGCGAUGAUAUCUGUGUUCGUGAUGAGUUUACCCCCUAUGACAAUUCCAAGGCCGGAAGGCGCGGCAUUGGCCGCUGUGUUGAGAUCCCUCUGCACCUUCAGGCGCAGGUAAGGAAAUCGAUACGGCGCCAUCGCCGCGUUGGAUGGUCUCGACGAAUGUCUCGUCGACGGGCUAAACUUGACAAGGAGAUCACCCAGUGGCGUAAAGCACAGGAGCACACGGUAGCGACGGCUUCGGCUGCUCCUGCCAUGAUUGCAGAUCUUCAACGCCAGCUUGUGGCGGCAAAUGAGCGCGUUGGGGAAUUGGAGGAGGAGCUUGAGAGCCUCCGUCGGCACGUGGCGGAAGUUAACGGCUAUCAACUCGAAGACUACGCCUCGACCACCUCCUCGUUGGCGCAAUGGGCCGAUGAAUUCGACUCGGAGUCUGACGUUGAGACGGCGGAGGAUUCUUGA
Messenger RNA from Letharia columbiana, 459 nucleotides. RefSeq lists its product as uncharacterized. NCBI's taxonomy places the organism in Eukaryota, Fungi, Ascomycota, Lecanoromycetes, Lecanorales, Parmeliaceae. The transcript has 2 exons. Bases 1 to 459 code for a protein of 152 amino acids. The record is from RefSeq and is a predicted model, not a curated record.